Molecule: messenger RNA, 1062 nt
Organism: Xenopus laevis (African clawed frog)
Lineage: Eukaryota; Metazoa; Chordata; Amphibia; Anura; Pipidae
Gene: figla.L
Product: folliculogenesis specific bHLH transcription factor L homeolog
Biological process (GO): developmental process; regulation of transcription by RNA polymerase II
Cellular component (GO): nucleus
Molecular function (GO): protein dimerization activity; sequence-specific double-stranded DNA binding; RNA polymerase II transcription regulatory region sequence-specific DNA binding
Source: RefSeq, marked provisional
AUUACACAGGCAGCACUGAAACAGAGACCAAGGAGCAGAAUAGUUUAUAGAAUAAAUGGCUCAUAAAAUGGAGUACCCCCCACUAUGUGUGACACCACCUCCGGAGCUUUUGGGGGAGGUUCUUCGGGAACAUUAUACCCCACUGCCUUAUAUGGCAUCCAUUAAUAAGAUGAAGCGGCUUCCCUCUGGCCAUUACUUCUGCAUGGAAAACUUUGAAGAGGUGUUGGAGAGAAGACAGGCUGCUAAUGCCAAAGAGAGAGAGAGGAUUAGAAAUAUCAACAGCGGAUUUUCAAAGUUGAAGACAAUUGUGCCUCUCAUCCCCAAGGACAGAAAGCCAAGCAAGGUAGACACACUCAAAGCUGCUACAGAAUAUAUUCGACUACUUCAUGAUAUAUUGGAGGAAACCGGUGGAUUUGAGGUAGAUGUACACGACUUUUAUUUUCUUUCUGCUCAUUUGACCUUGGGCACAGCAGCAAAAGUGCAGACAGAGAGAAUGACAUUGAGGAUGGUUAUAGUGCUGCAUUUUUAAGGGCUAACAGCAUCCUUGGCCAGUCCUUGGCCAGUCAUCUUCUAAAUAAUUCAAAGUGUGCAUGUCAAGGGAUCUGGAAGUGUUUUAGAAGAUCUGUAGCUGCAAGAGCUCCCAGCCAGGAGAGGUGGCAGAUAUGCAGUAGUAUGAAGACAUCUGCUCAGUGUUUCAUUCUCUACUAUUAGUGGCAGACGGUCUGGGGAAUAUUUGUGAGGACAAAGCCCUUUUAGUCCAUAAGGGAAUGGUCUGCACUGCUUAUAGAGUAGGUUCUGAUUAGGUUGGGGUCUACUCUAUAGUACUUUUCUCUAUCAAUUGUUAUACGCAAAUCAGAUGGUGACUAAACACUCAAAUUGCUGUCUGCUUCUGCUCCAUGAUGGAACCAUAAGUCAUUGCAUUUUGCAUACUUACUAAAGACUACAUUGCACUCAUCCUCUGAAAGGCUUUGAUCCUCUUUAAAGAGGUUGUUCCCCAUCACUUUUUUUUUCAGUUCAGUUGUUUGAAGAUGGUUCAUCAGUAAUAAAGACUUUUUCCAUGCA